Messenger RNA from Amphiprion ocellaris (clown anemonefish), 1300 nucleotides. RefSeq names its product triosephosphate isomerase 1b (gene tpi1b). Gene Ontology annotation, cellular component: cytosol. The record is from RefSeq and is a predicted model, not a curated record. Gene Ontology annotation, biological process: gluconeogenesis; glyceraldehyde-3-phosphate biosynthetic process; glycolytic process. Gene Ontology annotation, molecular function: triose-phosphate isomerase activity. Bases 80 to 823 code for a protein of 247 amino acids. The transcript is spliced from 7 exons. Lineage: Eukaryota; Metazoa; Chordata; Actinopteri; Pomacentridae.
CCCUCCGCCGCCCGCCGCCCCGCAGGACGACGCUCCGAACCGCCGCAGACCCGCAGAACAGACCCGAACCUCCGCAAACAUGAGCCGCAAAUUCUUCGUGGGAGGAAACUGGAAGAUGAACGGAGACAAGAAGAGUCUCACGGAGCUGAUCCAGACCAUGAACGGGGCCAAGACGGACCCCAACGUCGAGGUGGUCUGCGGCGCUCCAUCCAUCUACCUGGACUUUGCCAGAUCCAAACUGGACGCCAAGUUCGGCGUCGCAGCUCAGAACUGCUACAAAGUCCCUAAAGGUGCCUUCACCGGGGAGAUCAGCCCUGCGAUGAUCAAGGACUGUGGAGUGAACUGGGUGAUUCUGGGUCACUCAGAGAGACGCCACGUGUUCGGAGAGAGCGACGAGCUGAUUGGCCAGAAGACGGCCCACGCCCUGGAGAACGGUCUGGGCGUCAUCGCCUGCAUUGGAGAGAAGCUGGACGAGAGGGAGGGAGGCAUCACGGAGAAGGUGGUGUUCGCUCAGACCAAAGUCAUUGCAGACAACGUCAAGGACUGGAGCAAAGUGGUGCUUGCUUACGAACCCGUCUGGGCCAUCGGCACCGGCAAGACCGCCUCCCCCCAGCAGGCUCAGGAGGUUCAUGAGAAGCUCAGGGAAUGGCUGAAGACCAACGUGUCCGAGAGCGUCGCCAACUCUGUGAGGAUCAUCUACGGAGGUUCCGUCACCGGUGCUACCUGUAAAGAACUCGCCUCCCAGAAGGACGUAGAUGGUUUCCUGGUAGGCGGAGCCUCCCUGAAGCCGGAGUUCAUCGAGAUCAUCAACGCCAAGGUGUAAGGAGGCGGAGCUGCCGUGGGAGCCAAUCAGAGGCCAGACCAUCAUCACUCAGCCCCUUAGCACCUCCCAUUUCACCAGAGUCUUUGUGUCGUUCUUUAUUUUCUGUAUGUUGUCAUGAAUAAAGGACAGACGGACACCUGCACUGAUCACCUGAGAACGCUCACCUGUUGGGUUCCACCUGAGAACACUCACCUGUUGGGUUCCACCUGAGAACCACAACCCGUUCGCUUCCACCUGUCUGUUCUCCUGCAGGUGGACUCAGACUUUACUUGAACACUUUCCCAGUUUUUCGUGCGAAUCUGUCGCAGUUUUGUUCUCCUUGUGGUCUUGAUGUUCUGUAGAUGCAUGAUCCGCUCGCUGUCGGCUGAUUGGCCGAGAGCGGAGCGUCACUUCCUGUUCAUCGCUGUGUUGUGGCCGACGGUGGCGGGAAGAAGCUGUAAAGGAACCAUGAUGAUAAUAAACGGUAGCAGAGACAGA